Molecule: messenger RNA, 9628 nt
Organism: Spirodela intermedia
Lineage: Eukaryota; Viridiplantae; Streptophyta; Magnoliopsida; Alismatales; Araceae
Source: the annotation of a GenBank genome assembly
AUGGUGAUGGCUGGUAACAAGUCCGACGGUAGUCCAUGCCUCUUAAUAAGUAGACGAGUGUCUCCUUGGAGAAGCUGGGCUACCGUCAAGCGAGGCCAAGAGGAUGUGAAAGUGGUAAAACUGGCCAAUGGUGUGUCCUCUAGCCAAGUGUCAUACCAGGCACUGAUCGCGCCUCGCCCUACUCGCCAACGAAUAAGGGGCACCAUCUCUAACCAAUGUCGCUGUCAGUCUGCCCAUCGUUUGACUCCUUUGAUGUCAGCCGGCUGUCAAGCCCACUCACCAUAUUUGGUUGACACAAAAGAGCCUAGCACCGAUGGUGUGGUCCUCAUCCUCCAAACGAGUUUCUUUUGAAGCAUGUUGAGUACAUCUUGAGGGCGCCGAAUACCUAGGCCACCCUCAUCCGUAGGUCGACAUGUUUUCUCCCAAGAAACUCGAUGUUGGCGACGAGGUCCCUCAAGUUGUCCAUCCCAAAGGAAGGACGUGCAUAUCCGUCUAAUAGUCUGUAAGACGGUGUCUGGUACCUCAUGGACUGCCAAAAGGUGUAAUGGCAUGCUCAUGAGGACAUGGCGUAUCAACUGAAUCCGUCCUCCAGGGGAUAGAAGCUGUAACUUCCAUCUCGCUAAUUUCUUCCUCAACUUGCCCACUAGGGCGUCAAAAUAGUGUAUGCGCCUACGGCCGAGGAAGAUAGGACAUCCUAGAUAGUCAAAAGGUAAGUGUCCACGAGAGAACCCUGUUAGGCCCUAGAUGCGUCGUAUGGUCCCUAUGGGGGUAAAAGGGCCUACCAUGAAGCUACUCUUCAAGGCAUUUACGAGUUGACCUGCAGCUCGCUCAUACCUCGAGAUAAUACUCAUGAGCCCUCUAAUGGAUGUCUCACAUCCAUUGAGGAAGAGUAUCGCAUCAUCAGCAAAGAGGGAGUGUGAGAUGAUCAGACAACCCCUCUUCGAGUAGUAUGGUUGGAUAAGUCCUUGAUUGAUCACUCGAGUGAGGGAUCGACUGAGGACUUCUUCGACUAAGAUGAAGAGGGUGGGUGAUAGUGGAUUGCCCUGUCAUAGACCUCUCGUGGCCGUGAAGAAUGGUGUAGAGCUACCAUUCACCAAUAAAGAGAAGUGAUUCUCCCUAACACAUGCAUCGACUAAGUCAAUGAAGUCGUCGGUGAACCUAAAGCAUCUAAGAACCUUAAUGAGGAAACUCCACUCUAUCCUAUCAAAGGCCUUCUCCAUGUCUAAUUUGAUGAUGAUGUUGGAGCCUCGACAGUCAUGGCCAAGAGACUGUGCUAGUUCAUGUACUAACAUGAUGUUAUCGUGAAUGUACCGUCCCUUGACAAAUCUGCAUUGCUCUGGAGAUAUAAGUCUAUCAAAGAAACUACUCAAUCUACGUAUAACGAUCUUAGAUACAACUUUAUAACACACAUUACAUAAACUAAUAGGUCGAAAGUCUCUAAAUGAAGUUGGGGUAGUCACCUUCGAUAUGAGUGCAAAGAAGGUGGUCUUCCAACUUCGUGUAAAGACUUUAUGACGAAAGAUUUCCUUGAUAGCCUUAAUGAGAUCAGUGCCAACGAUAUCCCAACAUGAAACAUAAAAAUCAACUGGGAAACCAUCGGGCCCGGGUGCAUAAUGUCUGCUCAUAGAGAAAACUACUUCCUUGAUCUCUUCUCCCGUGGGUAUGGCCGUCGUGAGAGAGCUCUCAUGGUGAGUGGCUAAUGAUGGGAUCAAAGUGAGCAUAUCAUCAGAAAUCUUGAUCGGCUGAGAGGUUAAGAGAGUACAAAAGUACUCAACCCCUGCCUCCUGCAUGCGGGAAAGGUCCUGAUCAUAUGUCUCUAAAAGGGAGGUAUAAUCUGAACGUGAGCGGUGAGCGACCGAUGUAUGAAAGAAACGAGUGUUUCUAUCACCCUCUUGUAACCACUGGAUGCGUGAUUUUUGGAGAUAGAAUAACUCCUGUUGUCGCACAACCUCAUCAAGUUGGUCUCUCACUCUACUCCUCCUUUCCCAAGCAGCAUCUGAAUAUCUAGCUUGCAGUAGUCUUUCAACUUUUGCUAACUCUUUUUGCAGUGCAUCAACCUGGGUAUGGACAUUCCCAUAGAUAUGUCGGUUCCACCAUUUAAGGUGGAGUUUGAGAUUCCUUAACCUAUAGCUAAGGUUCUCCAUAGGAGAAUCUGAGAUAUGUCCAUACCAGUGAUUCCGUACGAAACUCUGAAAGUCUUCAUGUUGAAGCCACAUGAUCUGAAAUCUGAAGGGAGGUCUGUGGGUACUCAAAUUCUUUUUAGGGACUAUGAGGAUCGGGGUGUGAUCUGACCUAUAACGGGGUAAUAUCGUGACUAAUAUGGGAUGUCGCAUCAUGGCGAUGCUGUUGAUGAAACAGCGAUCGAUAUGCUCAUAAAUCAAAGCGUCCCCUCGAUUGUUGUUCUAUGUUCAUGCCUCGCCUGAUGUAGGUGGUUCAAUAAGAGCUAAUCAAAAAAUACAAUCAUUGAACGUCUCCAUAUUACGGGCCCUAGGGAUCCGCCCACCUUGACAUUCACUAAUAUUACGAACACAGUUUAAGUCACCUGCUAGGUACCAAGGAGACUCAACUAGUGUAGGGUAGUCCCUCACGUACUGAACUAGGUCCGCCCAAAGAGUUUCCCUUUCUUUGGAUCUAUGUGAUGCAUAGAUGACCGAGAAGGUGAACUCUUGGGUGAGAUCUCGAACCGUCAUAGUGAUAUGCUAGGAUCCCUCAACUAGCAACUCCAUAGAGUAUGGUCUAGUCCAAAAGAGCCAAAUAUGAUUCGUGGGGUUGGAGUGAAAAUGAUCCAUACUUAAUCGCCUAAGUAAAGGUUGGAUACGAUAUGAUGAUAUCAUAGGCUCGAUGAGGCCUACUAUACCUAGUCGAUACUGCUUGAUAAGGCUAGCUAUAUAGAAUUGGGUUUCGAGGUUACCUAUACCUCGACAAUUCCAUAUGAUGCUAGGUAUCAUGAUCUAAUGAGUGGCCCCACGAGUCCUAGAUCUCGUGGAGUAAGGUGAGCAUCUAGUGAGUCGUGUGGUCCUAGCCUCCGUCUGAUAUCCCUCAUUUAGGUAGGUAGUCUCAAUGUCAGUCUUAAAUCCACCAUCCUCAUGGGUACUAGUCGUGUGGCCACUAGUAUCAUGAGCACUAGAUGAGGAGGAUGGGUGCAGUGCUUGACGAUUCGUCAAGCACUGUCCUCUAUCGGGGCUCUCUCUAGAAUCAGCGGGUGGUGGAUCAAGUAUAGGGAACUGAUCUGGCGGGUGUAGUGGGGGAGAGGGGGGGAGGGUAUAAGAAUCAGAACGGGGGGCUACGUAAGAUGUACUAAUAGGAAGUGUGCUGGGGGUAGGCCCUCCUAGUAGAUCCUCGACGGGGAUUUGAGGGGGAUGGGUAGUGCCCAAGCUGAUACCCUCAGAGAAAGGGGUAGACCUCGGUCGGUCGGGACUAAGAGGUGAAGGGCUCCUACUAUGUGGGGAAGAGUGAAUGAGCGAGGAGGAGCUAGGUGGUGGAGAGACACUAAUGGGUGGAGUGGGGUGGGUGAGUAUGGGGGGUCGGAUAGCUUGGGGGGAUCUAGUAUGUGGAGCUUGACUAGGUGAGUCCUUUGUAGUGGGGGAUGCUAACCCUUUGGAAGGCCUAGUUCCCCUCUAUGCAAGUCCCUCAAAGUCUCUCUCAUCUAAAGCCUCUAAGACCUCAAAGGUGUUUGAGGUUAGGGGUUUCUUUCCCUUGCCUAAAGGGGAAUGUGUAGCCUCUUGUGUUCCUUUCUUCCCCCCUGUGUGGAUGGAAGAAGGGCGUCUAGCUGCCGGCUUUCGCCGUGCAUGCUGUGUCUCAAUCAAUGAACUAGGCUUCUCCUGUGCCUUCCGAGGUAAGGAAGGUGGAGCCGCCAUAGGGGCAAUCGACCUCUGAGGAUGACGAGCACUCUGACCAUCCUUUCUCAUUUCGACGAGAUAAUCGUCAUAUAAGAUCGGUACUAAAAAGGCUCGUGUGGUUGCUUGUGGUGUACCUACCUUCUGACGACAUGUGCAGAAAUAUGAUAAUCUCUCGUAAAUAAUAGGUUGAUAAAGUUCAUCAUCUCCACUACGUAUAACGAGAGUCGUCUGUAGAGGGGUGAUAAGUCUUCAUUAUCAUGAGUUAAUAAUUAGUAAAUAAUAUAGUUUUAGCCUUAACUCAUGAUAAAUAGACUUAUAUUUGUGUUAAAGAAUGAUUUUUGGUUUUUAAUUGAUUAACGUGAAUUUUUGGGUAAUUAUGUGAUUUUAUACGAUUUUUACAGUCUUACUUUUGAGAUAAAUGAAGAACAAGAAAUAAAAAUAAAAAUAUUGCAAAAAUGGGGGAGGACCCGCUGAUAAGUCUUCAUUAUCAUGAGUUAAUAAUUAGUAAAUAAUAUAGUUUUAGCCUUAACUCAUGAUAAAUAGACUUAUAUUUGUGUUAAAGCAUGAAAAGUGGUUUUCAGUUGAUUAACGUGAAUUUUUGGGUAAUUAUGUGAUUUUAUACGAUUUUUACAGUCUUAGUUUUGAGAUAAACGAAGAACAAGAAAUAAAAAUAAAAAUAUUGCAAAAUGGGGAGACCUGCCGGCCAGCCGAGCCCGCAAGCGGGUCGGAAGCGCAGUCGGGGAGUAGCCGCAAGCAGGGGCUCGAGCGGCUUGCUUGGAUCGAUAGGGGCACGUGUGCGCCACUCCCCUUCCACGUCACCGGUGCUCAGCCGGCUGUGGGGCAAGGAGUGGUCGUACACGCGAGAGGAUUUUGCCUAUAAAUACUAUAUAUUCGCCCAAAUAAUUCGCGCACAACCGAUGUGGGACUAAACCCGCGUCACACCUUGUUCAGGGGCGGGCGACCGCCGCGGGUUCGAAUCCUCCCAGAGUCAAAAUUCAUAUAUUUUUAACUGAUUAUCGCGACUUUCCUGCAGAUCGCCGGUGAAGGAUUAAGCAACCGGAAUCGCUGGAUCAUCGGCGAAAAUCUCGUCAACGCGAUUCGCGGAGCAUUGCUACUAAAAUUUCUGAACGAUUCGCGAUAAAAGGAUCGCAAUCCAUCGAGUAAAUCAUCUCCGAUUGAUCGACGAACAAGCCGUCGUCGGGAAGAGGACGAUCCGCCGGGAGACCAGUCGCCACCUCCUGAGAGCGUACCAGAUGCGAUGAAGAGCCUCCUCUUGCUGCGCGGACCUGAGGAUGAAGCUCCCUAACACGCGCCUCACCUCCAUCCAGCCCCUCUCCGUCGGGUGACAGCCGCCGGAGAGCCGCAAAGUCGCCGUUUUUCCGCUCCGCCGGGUGACAGCCGCCGGAGACGAUUCGACGACCCACUUCAUUGGUCUCUAGACUUCGCGAGAAGAUCUAGAGAUUGCCCACGUCGUCUUUGUCCAAGGAGAGCCUUCGAGGCCGUGGACACUGCACGACGACCCUCCCGAACGCUCAGGAUUCCGGUGCAUCGCCGACGCGUCGCCGUCGCGACGCCGGAACUCUGUUUUCCUGCUUUAUCUAGAGAUUGCCCACGUCGUCUUUGUCCAAGGAGAGCCUUCGAGGCCGUGGACACUGCACGACGAUCCUCCCGAACGCUCAGGAUUCCGGUGCAUCGCCGACGCAUCGCCGUCGCGACGCCGGAACUCUGUUUUCCUGCUUUCAAUUUAAUUUACGCUUCAUUUAGUGAUACUUUGUUGAUUUUUAUUUACCAAACUAUACUUCGUUCAAUUACGAUUCUUCCGGCUUUUACAGAUCUUAAUUUGAUUAAUUGAGUCGUCUGUAAUCGCCUACGUAAGAAUCGCCGGGCGGAACUCUGUUUCCGCCUGAUUCGCGUUCGCCGGGCGCUGACGUCAUCCUGACGUCCGCACCCUUAUUUCCUUUUUUUUUGUGAAUUUUAAAUAUAUUUCCUUUUUAUUUCCUAGUAUAAAAUUCGUAAGAAAAUCUUACUCAUUGAGAAAAAUUCUGAAUAAUUACCAGAUAUUAUAUUACAUCCCUGUGAUCGACCUGGAAAAUUACCACUAUUUUUGGGAUUUGUAUUGAAUUAUAAUUGAUAUAUUUAUUUUGAAAUACUUCUAAAUAUCCGAAAAUUCGUAUUUUCUAGUUUUAUAAAUUUUAUAUUUGCGUGAUUUAACAUACAACGACUGAGUCACGUCACCUGCCAGCCAGUUGUGCCCGCAAGUAGGUCGGAAGCACAGUCGGGGAGUAAGCCACGAGCAGGGGCUCGAGCGGCUUAGCUUGGGGACCGACAGGCACGCGUACGCCACUCCCCUUCCACGUCACCAGUGGCCAGCCGACUGUGGGGCAAGGAGUGGUCGUACACGCGAGAGAAGAGACUUUGCUCACAAAUCUAACAUUACUAUAUAUUCGCCCGAAAACUCGGCGUACAACCGAUGUGGGACUAAACCCACACCUUCCUCAGAAGAGGCGGGGGCGACCGGCGCGGGUUCGAAUCCUCCCAGAGUCAAAAUUCAUAUAUUUUUAUCUGAUUAUCGCGACUUUCCUGUAGAUCGCCGGUGAAGGAUUAAGCAACGAGAAUCGCUAGAUCAUUGGCGAAAAUCUCGUCAACAUGAUUCGCGGAGCAUUGCUACUAAAAUUGCUGAAUGAUUCGCGAUAAAAGGAUCGCGAAUCCAUCGAGUAAAUCAUCUCCGAUUGAUCAACGAACAAGCCGUCGUCGGGAAGAGAAUGAUCUGCCGGGAGACCAGUCGCCACCUCCUGAGAGCGUACCAGAUGCGAUGAAGAGCCUCCUCUUGCUGCGCGGACCUGAGGAUGAAGCUCCCUGACACGCACCCCACCUCCAUCCAGCUCCUCUCCGUCGGGUGACAGCCGCCGGAGAGCCGCAAAGUCGCCGUUUUUCCGCUCCGCCGGGUGACAGCCGUCAGAGACGAUUCGACGACCCACUUCAUUGAUCUCUAGACUUCGCGAGAAUAUCUAGAGAUUGCCCACGUCGUCUUUGUCUAAGGAGAGCCUUCGAGGUCGUGGACACUGCACAACGAUCCUCCCGAACGCUCAGGAUUCCGGUGCAUCGCCGACGCAUCGCCGUCGCGACGCCGGAACUCUGUUUUCCUGCUUUCAAUUUAAUUUACGCUUUAUUUAGUGAUACUUUGUGUGAUUUUAAUUUACCAAACUAUACUUCGUUAAAUUACGAUUCUUCCAACUUUUACAGAUCUUAAUUUGAUUAAUUAAGUCGUCUGUAAUCGCUUACGUAAGAAUCACCGGGCGGAACUCUGUUUCUGCCUGAUUCGCGUUCGCCGGGCGCUGACAUCAUCCCGACGCCCGCACCCUUAUUUCCUCUUUUUUUCGAGAAUUUUAAAUAUAUUUUCUUUUUAUUUCCUAGUAUAAAAUUCGUAAGAAAAUUGUAUUCAUUGAGAAAAAUUCUGAAUAAUUACCAAAUAUUAUAUUACAUCCCUGUGAUCGACCUGGAAAAUUACCACUAUUUUCGAAAUUUUUAUUGAAUUAUAAUUGAUAUAUUUAUUUUGAAAUACUUCUAAAUAUCUGAAAAUUCGUAUUUUCUAGUUUUAUAAAUUUUAUAUUUGCGUGAUUUAACAUACAACGACUGAGUCACAUCAAGGGGCCAUUAGGUCCACCUCUAUACAAACUCGUGCAUAUCCUGGCCGGUUGAACAUUUUUAUGCCUGGGUCAAGGCAUAUGAAUGUUCCCACCGCAUUUGCCAAAGACUCAAGUGCCUUUGGCAUAAAUAAAUGGGUAGGUAGGCCAGGGAAGCCCACCCAUAAUGGAAUCGCAUGGGAUUGAUGUGCUUGGUGCCCUAUGUUGGUCUGUGGUGUCCAUCUGUGGGUAUGGAGGGUAGACUCCCCCAUUGUCCAAGUGCGUCGGCUCCAUGCUCGACGAUAAUCUGUUUCUAGCUCAAAGCGGAUGUAUAUGCUACGAUAGUCUCGAGCUCCGAUGGAGACUCGGCCAUGGAAAUUUCCAGGUGCCAAGUAAAUCUUCUCUAUGUCACCUAUAGUUGGUCGUUUCACUACGAAACGACCAACUAAGGUAUAUUGGAAUGUGGCUGCCAUCUGGGAAACCUCCUCAUAAGUAAAAGCUAUUGUCCUCCUCCCAUCAUCCUCGCUAUAGCUUCGCAUUGGGACAGUGGUAUCAUAGAAUGGGAAUAGUACCUGACGCAGCGGUUCUUGUGGUGUGACAGUCUCUAUGGAGGGGGUAGAGGGUCCAGACACUCGUUGCGCCCAUGAUAGGUGUCCAGUGGGCAUAGUCGGGUUUGACCUAUGGGGCAUAGUAGAGUCUAGCCCACUAGGUGUAGAUAUGGUGUGCCCAAGGGAUGUGUUUGGGGCCAAUAUAGAGGUCUCAACUAGUGUUGGGAUCCUAGUUGGUUCGAGGGGCUCAAUUUGAGAGAGCCUAAGGGCCCCUAUAGGUAGAGGUAAAACCGGCUCAAUCUGUUGACUCGGGGUAGGCCUAGAGGACGUGGUCGAGGGUGGACGUAAAAGUCGGCGUCCUAUCUUCUUUUUGGGCCGCAGGCUCUUGCCCCUUACCUGGGCAAGAGCUUGGACCGGUGCAGCCUGAGCCGGCUGCUCAGGCUCGGCCUGGGCCACCUGGGCUUGGGCCGGUGCGUCCUGAGCCGGCGCAGCCUCGAUGGGCUGGGCCGGCAUGGCCUGGGCUAAAGUGGCCUCAGAUGGCACUACCUGGGCCGGCUCAGCUCUAGCCACCUUGCCAGAGGCUCGCACGGGCCGCGCCUAUACAGUGCCAGCUGAGCGGGGCUCGGCCCGUGAUGGCGAGCCAUCGUCCGCAGUGUCUGACGUUGAUGACGUCAGUAGCGUCCCAGCCGAGGCAUCGGCAAUCGCAAAAGGUUGCGGUGCCUUUAUGGCCACGUGAUCCCCUCCGUUGAUCUCAAGAUCAACAGUUGGAUCAAGUUGGCCGUUAUGGCCGUGACCGUCCGAGGGCGGAGCCUUGGUAACGGCUGUUGAGGCCUUUAUAGCCGGCUGAUUCUGACCAUUGAUCAUACGAUCAAUGGUUGGAUCAGAGGGGGCCUCUUCGCCUGCCGUCGCCUCGUUCCCGGAGGGAGUGUGGACGGUGUCGACUGUUGUCCCCUCCGAUUCCGGCCUCGGGAAGAUGCCAGUUGAUGUCGAAUCACGGACGUCCGUGGUUUGACCGUUCAGCUCAUUUACAGCCGUCUCCUUGGUCACAUCAACCGGCGGAGAGAGAAGGCGAGGACAGGAGGCCGUUACUGCCAUAUGUCGGCCUUCUGUUCGCUCGCAUUCGUCAGGCGAGUUUUCAUCUAGGCGACGGAGGUCACCCGAUGAAAUCUGUGAGCUACUCAUCAGCUAAGCAUCAAAUAAAAAUGAUAUAGAAGAGAAAAUGGUAAACGAGGCAAAUACGAUUCUAUUGAACUAAAAAUAAUGAAAUUUCACCCAGUCAAUAGAAAGAUAUUACCUUUGGAGUGAAAACUCCGGAAGUUUACCUUCGCGAUGAGGAAAUUGCGAAACAAAGGCUUUAAUCCAGCAUUUUCGAUGCGUAAUAGCUCGAAACCGAUAGUUUUUGGCCUUCCGAAUCGAAUGGAAAAGGUUUCAGCGCGAUCUGCGGUCACCCUAUAGGUUAGUAUUUAGUAAACCUUGUCAACUUCCUAUCGAGAUUGAACAUAAAACAUAUUAAGCCAUCAAACAGUUGAAUAUGGACAUAGAUGAGUGGGGCAAAGCAAUACUUCUCCAAAUGAGUGAACUUAAAGAGCUAAGGAAUGAAGAUGAAGGCUUACCAUGA